This is a messenger RNA of Darwinula stevensoni, 696 nucleotides long. Lineage: Eukaryota; Metazoa; Arthropoda; Ostracoda; Podocopida; Darwinulidae. The record is from the annotation of a GenBank genome assembly.
GUCCUGUUAGAGGAGAUGGACGCUUAUCAUCACCUCCGACCCGAAUGGGAGAGACGGAGACGGUUGUCGCUGAUCACGUUUUCCCUCAUCGGAGCGCCGGCGUGUGCCCUCCUCAUAAUCGGGGUCUUGAAGGCCGUGCCGUCGCACAUCGUCACCUACGUCAUCUUCGCGGGUGCCCUCCUCGUUCUCUUCUCCCUUCGCUUCCUCGUCCACGCUGUCUAUGCCAAGCGGGACUGCAUCCGGGAAUACGCGAUCGGUGAUGCUCGAAUGUUGGAUGCGAAGUCCUCAAUAGAUGACAAGACAUCCUGGCCUCGCAUUUCCUUCACACGGAUGCGUCUCCUCCGCUAUCACGUCAAACUGAUUUUGAAAAAUCCAUCUGCUGCCCCCGUGCCCUUGCCCCAGAUGCAGCGGAGAUCCAGAGGAAUGGACAGAGAGCUGGGGGUGUGGCACACGCGCACCCUCCCGGUCGUGACCUAUGACGCGCGGCCGCACCAUCGCGGCGGCUGCGUCCUCCCGCCGGUGACGCUGGACGCCUGCGGCCUCCCCAUGGAGAGCGAGUUCAUGCCUCCGCCGUCCUACGAGGAGGCGCUCAAACUCCAGCGGGAAGAGUUGUCGCAACCGUGUGAUAAAGCCACGUGAUAUAUUUUUUCUGUAUUUGUUUGAACAUACACGCCUUGACGGCACUUACGGUUUUCU